Molecule: messenger RNA, 519 nt
Organism: Erythranthe guttata (spotted monkey flower)
Lineage: Eukaryota; Viridiplantae; Streptophyta; Magnoliopsida; Lamiales; Phrymaceae
Cellular component (GO): nucleus
Source: RefSeq, a predicted model, not a curated record
AUGAGCCCUUCGAAUUAUCAAGACAGUGACCAGAUGAUGAAAGGAGUGACGACGAUGAUUAACGGCUCACGUCCCUCGCCGUUAAGAAUCAACAAAGAUUCUCACGCCAUCCACAAAAUUCCGUCCAAGCGGCAGCAGCCGGUGAUCAUAUACACCCACUCGCCGAAAGUGAUCCACGCGCAGGCGCGUGACUUCAUGGCUAUGGUGCAGAAACUCACGGGAAAGUCACGCGCGGAGGGUGGCGCCGCCGCUGUGAAACCCGAGCCGGAGGAGUCCGGAUUGGCGGUGUCCUCCGACGGAAAAGACGGCGGCGCCGUUGAGAAUGUUAGUAUUGUCGGGUACGAUGAGACGGAGUCGUGCUCGAUGCUGACGACGGAUUGCCCGCCAAUGUACAAAUUCCCUAACUCGUACUUCGAUGCUCCGAUUUUCACGCAGAGUUCGAAUGAUAUUUUCUGUUCGACGAGGCCAGCCAAUCAGAUUUCGCCUUCACUCAUUGAGAUGAUGAAUAAUUUCUCAUAA